Messenger RNA from Esox lucius (northern pike), 4294 nucleotides. It is a transcript of the gene stox1, whose product is annotated as storkhead box 1. The transcript has 5 exons. Gene Ontology annotation, biological process: positive regulation of transcription by RNA polymerase II. Gene Ontology annotation, molecular function: DNA-binding transcription activator activity, RNA polymerase II-specific; RNA polymerase II transcription regulatory region sequence-specific DNA binding. The coding region runs from base 215 to 3769 and encodes 1184 amino acids. NCBI's taxonomy places the organism in Eukaryota, Metazoa, Chordata, Actinopteri, Esociformes, Esocidae. Gene Ontology annotation, cellular component: cytoplasm; nucleus. The record is from RefSeq and is a predicted model, not a curated record.
AAACUUAACUACCCCACUCUGCAACCCGCUCACAAGCGCAGCUCACACUGACACAGAUACUAUUGGUAUGUUUUACACAUAAUAUCGUUCCAAUUCAAUUUUGGGGUAAAAUAAUCUCUGUACGAGUUGGGAGAAAAUGUGCCUUAUAAUGUGAUGGUGUUUGUAGCAUGGUAGUUCUCCCCUGGAAUCGAGCGAACCGGAGAUAAUAACGAAAAUGUCACAACAACAGCGGGUCGUCCAACUGUCGACUGCCUCGCUCGCGCUGGUUUUUGGCAGGGACGAGGAGAGCUCAAAUGCUACCAGUGGAGGGAAAUACAACGCCAACACUGCGAACGGGCAAGACAUUUUUACGGAUUUCAAAGCACAAAAUCUGCGCAGUUUUUGGAAUAAAAGACUUGUGAAAGCAGUAGCUGAAGUUUACUUCCAAGGAUGGAUGGAGAAUUUGGUGCUGUUCGUCCAGGGUAAUGCCAACAACCUAGAGGUGCUGAGGGAAGCGUGGAUGCGCAGAGCUUUAAGGUCACCCAAAGGAUUUGUCAUCAAAGCAGUAGGUGACCUGUCUCCAGUGCAGAUGUCUCCAGUGCCUCAGUCUCAGUUCAUCCCACUAGCCGAGGUCCUCUGCUCUGUCAUCUCUGACAUGAACUCGUCCAACAUCACUGUCAACCAAGAAGCCCUCAUCAGUCACAUGACCAAGGCUCAUCCAGGCAUGACCAUCCCCACUCAGGACAUCCUAUAUAAUGCCCUGGGCUCGCUGAUCAAAGAGAGGAAGAUCUACCACACAGGGGAGGGCUACUUCAUUGUGACCCCACAGACGUACUUCAUCACCAACAGCCUGGUGAGAGAGAAAAGCUGGUGGACCUCGGGGUCUGGAGACAACGAGCUGCCCACACCUCCCCCCAUCACCUACCUGCUGAGCAACGACACCCUGGAGAGCCACCCGCAGCCCCCCCUGGUGGCCCAUUGCAAGUCCUGCAGCUGCUUUGCCCCUGCCCAGGCUGUGGCCGGCGCUGCUCCUACAGCCAGUGUGGCCGCCGUGGUUCCCCUGUCCGUCCCGGACCAGCACUCUGUCUCCGUGUCGAUUAGCGAGUGCACCGGCAAGAGUCUGAAAUGGCCUCGGGACCACAAACCUCACGUCCAGCACCAGUCCACCUCCACGGUGGCAGACUGCCAGGCCAGUGAGGUCAGUAAGGCCACCACGGCUGCCAGCGCCACCACCAACCGCAAGGACAAAGACGGCAAAGAGAGACCGGCCAGGAGGUUUGGCCUCAGCCUCUUCAGGAGGAACGGGGGAAAGAAAGACAAGGUGAAGAAAGAGUAUGCCCGGUUCUCUGGUCAGUUCCCCCCGGAGGAGUGGCCGGUGAGGGACGAGGAGGAUCUGAACAAUCUUCCCAGGGACCUGGAGCACGCCAUCAUCCGACGGAUCAACCCUGAGCUGACUGUGGACAACCUGACACGCCACACUGUACUGAUGAAGAAACUGGAGCAGAGAGGUGGGGAGAGAGGGAUGGAAACAGAAAGAAGAGGGGAGAGAGGGAUGGAAACAGAAACAGAAAGAAGAGGGGAGAGAGGGAUGGAAACAGAAAGAAGAGGGGAGAGAGGGAUGGAAAGGGAGAGAGGUUUUGAUAAGGGGGACAAGUUAGACAGAGGGGACAAAGGUGUGGACAAGGGCAUAUCCACGGAGAUCCUAAAAAGCUCCAAGCCCAAACAAAACCACUCGUCCCGGUCCGGCCUUGGGGCUGGGGGCAGGAAAUCUACCUCCAAGGCUUCUCGCAGCAAGAGAAGGACCCAUUCCUCCAGGGAGAAAAUGAGAGACCGGCUGAAGACUAAAGCCCCAAUGUGUGUGGAUGUGGAGCCUAACAGGGACGACCUGGUGCCCUCUCGCCUCAGACCAGAGUUUUCUGUGGAUGAACCGGACCACAGAGAGGAGCCAGGAGGCGUGGAGGGGAAAACCCUCUAUAAGAAACGCAUCGACAACCCCUUUGAAGGACUACCACCAGGGAAAGAUGCAGCCACAACCCAGUCUCUGGCCCCUACCAUGACCCACAAAGAGCACCGAAGGAGAGAGGGGAAGGAAGCGAAAGGGGGGAGAGAGGGGAAGACUUUGGGGGGAGGGAGGCGAGAAGGUGUGGGACACCGCUCAAAGUCCUGGGACCCGCACAAAGCCAGAAAGGUAGCUGCUGACACGGAGCAUGCUGGGAAAUCUCUCACAGCAGAAGACAGGUCUUGUGACCGUCUCGACGAGAGGGAAUUCACCACCGACAGGGGCCCCCUGCCCCCAUCUGACCCCAAAUCCCCCAGAGAAUUAGCCCUGGACUACAGCCCGUCCUACCCACAGACCAGUACCCUCAGGAUAGACGACAAGGUUAGAAAUCACAGGGAGGGACAGAACAGAGGUAGGGAGCGGUUGGAGGGAGGGAAGGAGAGAGAGGGGAAGCAUAGAAGCACCCAGCAAUUAGAGUGUGGCAGUCCAACGGACCGAAGGGCCUCAGCAGUUCUAAACCAAACACUGGGUUCGAAUACCAACCUCCAUGACCCAGUCCCUGGCCACCCGUACAACCCGGCAGGGCCCUGGCCAAAGACGGCUGUGCUUCGCCGGCACUCCUUCAAACACACAGACACACCGGGGGACCUGACCCAGCGGCCUGACCUGCUCUCCUCACACCAGCAGGCCUGCGGUGACGCCUCCAAGCAGCUGGGCUGCAGUAGGGAGCCCAGGAGCCCGGGUCAGGGGGACAGCGAUGGACUGAUGGUGGAGAGUAACGGCUUGGCGACGGAGAGCGAUGAGUUCACAGAAGACGAUCACAGACUUUACCAGGGAGCAGAGGACGAGGACGAGGACGCCUGCAGUUCUCUGUACCUGAGUGACGAUGGAGCGUCUGACAACAGAGAGGCCUAUCAAACACGCCUGUCCCACUAUCACGCCUCUCGGUCGCUCCACCACGACCCCAAGACCACGUACCAAGACACUCACUUUGACCACCAACGUAACCCUGCCAACCACCACGUCCAGCAUCACUCCCCUUACCACGAGCCCCGACCCAACAGCCCCGAUCCCCAUUCCCACAAAGGAGACUGGGAUAGUGCUUACCCGGAGGAUCACUCUGCCCCCAACCACCAGCACCCCCCUCUGUCCCCCCACAGACAAGAGGAGAGGUGGGUCAGAGUGAACACCUCUACCCUAAACCACCGUAGCCACCCAUCCCCAGGGAUCCAAGGUAAUCUCUGCCCUAGGCGAGGAGCACCGGUCCUGGGUGAGCAACAGCAGGAUGCCAGCCUCUCCCUUGAAGCCCUGGAGGUUCUGGAUGCUCCCGAGACGGCAGACAGCAGCAUCUUUGACUACUGCCAGACCAGCGAGGUGGAGUCGGACGCUGAGACCCUCCAUAAGUCCGCAGACGAGGGCGAAGGUGGUUCGUCUCACUGGGAGUGCAGAGUGGAGGAGGAGGAGGAGGAGGAGGAGGAGGAGGAGGAGGGGGGCUUCGAGACCCUGGUGGGGAGAGGAGGCCCUCAGAGCUCAGGCGCCAGUCUGGGUGUGCCCACUGGAACCGGAGGGGUGAAGAUAAUGAGGGAGAUGGGUGAGAGUCAGAGCAACACAGGAGACAGCGGAAUCGACUCGCCACGGACCCAUAUGAGUCUGGCAGCCAACAACACAGUGAUCCGGGAGGGUCUAAAGAGCAGAGGCUUCCUACAGAACCUGGAGAAACUGCACUCUAAGAGCUCUGCCAUGAGACCACAGAGCUCUCUACUACAGCUCACACCAGUUAUAAACGUAUGAGACCAUAGGUUCCCUAACGCAGCGGUGUGGGAGGGACCAUGAGCUCUCUGAUUCUGCUUUGUAUGUGGGCACAUGCCUUUCCUGGUGCGGUGUACUCUCAGACAUGGGGUUUGCCAGUCUUCCUGGACUUCGUAUUCCACUGCUGUUAAAAACCACAAAGCCCUAGGCUUUCCUCAUUGUAUAGCCUAGUUAUCUAUCCAAUUCUUCAGGAUGAGUGUAGUUACAAGCCAUGGCUGCUCAACUUCAAAUACCAGCAGAGGUCCUUGUGCAAAUGUAUAUUUUAUUUUCCCAUUUCUGUACAUAGCUUUUAUGAACAGGUAUAUAUCUGUUUGGCUAACACAUGGUGAAUUUGCUGGGUUAGGUGUUGAAGAGGUACUCUGACCUUUCUUCUCAAUACACUCCACUUCCAAAGUGACAAAACAUCUUUAUCUUUCCUUGUAGCCACGUGUGACAAAUCUUUAUGUACUGCAAACCAGCUAAAAUGUUUUUUUUAUUAAAGAAAUGUUUCUGAAACAAGACAGUACA